Messenger RNA from Eimeria necatrix, 573 nucleotides. RefSeq lists its product as hypothetical. NCBI's taxonomy places the organism in Eukaryota, Apicomplexa, Conoidasida, Eucoccidiorida, Eimeriidae. The record is from RefSeq and is a predicted model, not a curated record. The coding region runs from base 1 to 573 and encodes 190 amino acids. The transcript is spliced from 4 exons.
AUGGUGGCACUUGCACGCCGCAGUCUGGCAUUCUUGGUGAUUGCAGCUUGCGCAGCCUCCGCUUUGGCUGCAGAAGAAGCCGGAGGAAGUGAAUCAUUGAUAGCAAUCGGCCUUGAGAAAUCACCACGGCCAGAGGGAUCGCGUCCUGCGAGACUUGGAGUCAAACCCAUCCUUGGUGGAGCGGCCUUCGGUGCGGCCUUGCUUGCUGCCAUUGUUUACUUUGGCUUGAAGGUUCUCGGCACGAAAAUUGUCGAAGUGAACGCUGAGGUAGGUAAUGUAGAGGCAAGUUUUACACUAGUAACUAACAAGUACACUGCCUGGGUUGAAAUAACAGCACAGCAACCGGUUAGUGCAAUCAGAAAGUUGACUGGUACUGAGAAGCAAAACUGGAAGGACACGAACUCAAGCGCUCUUCAAACUUUUCUUGAUUGCGGAAAAGGAGAAGGCGAAUCAAGCUGUACUGUACAAGUUGCUGGCGUUCCGGUUACCAUAGUGGCUGACGUGCGGAGGCCAAACCCCCAAACAAAUGAAACAAGCGACCCAUCGUCUGGGGCGCAUCCCAAAGACCAAUGA